CUGUUGCUGUGGCAACGUAAAAUGGCGAGAGGAAAGCCUCCUCCUGUUCUCUCCUUAACUCCACUGGAAGUUCUGCUAUUCCUGAACACCUGGUACUAUGCAGUGUACUUUGUGGCAGAGAUCCUUCUUUUCAUCUACAAAAGUCAGCUCUUACCAUAUACUUCUGCAAAUCUGACUUUGGACCUAGUGAUGCUGUUUCUCUACCUUGGAGUUGAAAUAAUGAGAAUAUUUUUUGGUUCCAAGGGGAAUCUGUGCCAGCGUAAGGUACCUCUCACCAUUAGCCUGGUGCUUCUUGGACCAUCUACAAUAAUGGCUGUUUAUUAUAUGCUGCUCCAGACCUAUGUUCUGAGAUUGGAAGUGACCAUCAAUGCAAUAUUAUUGGUGUUUUACGUUUUUGAGCUGGUUCUGUACACAGUGGGUUUGAUAAGUUUCUCAAGCGUAAUCAUCAGCGACUGAGAAUCUAAAGAGGUGGAUUGCAUCCAUAACAGAUGAGCUAUUUCUCUACUCUGGCCGCAAAACAAUUAUAACAGUUCUAACGCUGUUUUUGUAAGUGGUUGUAAGUGUUAAGGAUAAUUUUCCAAUAUUU
Hemiscyllium ocellatum (epaulette shark) is the source of this 586-nucleotide messenger RNA. RefSeq names its product transmembrane protein 216-like. The coding region runs from base 22 to 456 and encodes 144 amino acids. Gene Ontology annotation, biological process: non-motile cilium assembly. Gene Ontology annotation, cellular component: ciliary transition zone. The record is from RefSeq and is a predicted model, not a curated record. NCBI's taxonomy places the organism in Eukaryota, Metazoa, Chordata, Chondrichthyes, Orectolobiformes, Hemiscylliidae. The transcript is spliced from 6 exons.